Danio aesculapii is the source of this 2728-nucleotide messenger RNA. It is a transcript of the gene ets2, whose product is annotated as v-ets avian erythroblastosis virus E26 oncogene homolog 2. The transcript is spliced from 10 exons. Gene Ontology annotation, cellular component: nucleus. The coding region runs from base 276 to 1595 and encodes 439 amino acids. Gene Ontology annotation, molecular function: DNA-binding transcription factor activity, RNA polymerase II-specific; sequence-specific DNA binding. NCBI's taxonomy places the organism in Eukaryota, Metazoa, Chordata, Actinopteri, Cypriniformes, Danionidae. The record is from RefSeq and is a predicted model, not a curated record. Gene Ontology annotation, biological process: regulation of transcription by RNA polymerase II; cell differentiation.
AGCGCAGGAGAUUCAGUCGCGCGCACAGACGAGACUCAAGAUAAACGCGUUAACUAACCAUCACACACACAGAUAUACAAACACACACCCUCUCUCUCUCUCACACACACACACACCGCAGACGAGUCAGGAAUAUAAGCUAACCGAUCGACCAGAGGAGGAAAACACUGCAGCUCAAGCACAGCGGAUUAUUGAGUUAUUCCUGGCAGAAUUCAACAGGUCAGUGGAUCACUCCUCAGCAUCGGUUCAUCUGUGAUUCAGUCUCAGUGUGUAAGAUGGAGCCGCUUUUACCUGGAUUCAGAAACACACUCAAGCGUCAGGCAGCGUUUGAGCUGUUUGAGGACCCCAUGUCCCUGUUCUCCGGCUUCUGUCCUCUAGAGGAGGAGCAGGCGGCUCAGGAGGUCCCGUCCGGCCUGGACUGCUUCUCUCAGGAUGCUGGUGUGUGUUCAGUUCCUCUGCUGACGCCCUGCAGUAAAGCUGUGGUCAGUCAGGCUCUGAAGGACAGCUUUAGUGGAUUCUCCAAAGUCCAGCGCAUCUGCGGCAUCUCUGACAACCCGCGCAGAUGGACGAAGCAGCAGGUCCUGCAGUGGCUGUACUGGGCGUCCGGAGAGUUCAGCCUCACCAACAUCAGCUUCUUCAGCUUCGACAUGAGCGGACAGGAGCUCUGUGAGCUGGGCAAGGACAGGUUCCUGGAUCUGGCUCCGGAUUUCGUGGGGGAUAUUCUGUGGGAGCAUCUGGAGCAGAUGAUGAGAGGCUGUGUGGAGGACGAGGAGCUGAAGGUGUCUGACUGCAGCUGGCCCAGCAGUCUCAGUCUGGACGACUGCUCUCUGACGGCUCCGGAUCCUCACAGUAGUCUCCUGCGAGAGCUCUUCCAGACGUCUGAUGAUGCGGCUCUGCUAGCGUCCGCCGCGGAGCUCUCAGCCUGUGCUAAACCUCAGCUCAGCACGGUCAGCGUCCGCUACAGGAGCCACGAGUUCACCAAAAACACUCCACAGCUCCGUACGGCAGGCUCAUCCGGAGAGCAGGCGUCGCAGGAGAGCGUGGAGAGCGCAGAGGAGUGUGUGUUGCGCUCCUGGGGAAGCCACUCGUCGCUCGCGGACGCCCAGCGCGUGCCGUCCUACGACAGCUUCGAGGAGGAUCUGCUGCCGCUGGGCCUCCAGAAACACGGACGAUCCUUCAAAGACUACGUGCAGGAGAGAAACCAGACGCAGGAGACCGGCAGACCCGUCAUACCUGCAGCGGUGCUCGCCGGAUUCACUGGAAGUGGCCCCAUCCAGCUGUGGCAGUUCCUGCUGGAGCUGCUGACCGACUCCACCUGUCAGAGCAUCAUCAGCUGGACUGGAGACGGCUGGGAGUUCAAGCUCACCGACCCCGAUGAGGUGGCGCGGCGCUGGGGAAAGAGGAAGAACAAGCCCAAGAUGAACUACGAGAAGCUGAGCCGCGGCCUGCGCUACUAUUACGACAAGAACAUCAUCCACAAGACCUCGGGCAAGCGCUACGUCUACCGCUUCGUCUGCGACCUGCAGAACCUGCUGGGCUACACCGUGGAGGAGCUGCACGGCCUGCUGGGAGUUCAGCCGGACAGCGAGGACUGAGCGUGCGUGUGUGUGUGUGUGUGUUUCUGCGGGCCGCUGCAGGCCUGUGUUUAAGGCUGAUGCCGGAGCGAGUGUGUCUCCAGCACUGAGAACGGCCACACUUUGAGCCGCUCACACACUCUGCACUGAUCUGAGGACAGUGUGUGUGUGUGUGUGUGUGUGUGUGUUUGAGACGAGCGCUGCACUCUGCUUUAUUGAGCGCUGGAUCUUCAGUGCUUCUCACAUGUGUGUGACGCUGUCUCUCUCUCUCUCUCUCUGUGUGUGUGUGUGUGUGUGUGUGUUUGAGACGAGCGCUGCACUCUGCUUUAUUGAGCGCUGGAUCUUCAGUGUUUCUCACAUGUGUGUGACGCUGUCUCUCUCUCUCUCUCUCUGUGUGUGUGUGUGUGUGUGUGUGUUUGAGACGAGCGCUGGAUCUUCAGUGUUUCUCACAUGUGUGUGACGCUCUCUCUCUCUCUCUCUGUGUGUGUGUGUGUGUGUGUGUGUGUGUUUGAGACGAGCGCUGCACUCUGCUUUAUUGAGCGCUGGAUCUUCAGUGUUUCUCACAUGUGUGUGACGCUCUCUCUCUCUCUCUCUCUCUCUCUGUGUCUGUGUGUGUGUGUGUUUUCUGAUGAUCUCUGUGUAUUUAUUGCGCUCGCGCUGCUGUGUGGAGGACGGUUUCGCUCAGGCCAAAGGGACGUGGAGAAUCCCGACUGAAUGUUUACUUUACCAAAGCUUCAGUGAUGAAGAUGAUGAUGAUGAUGAUGAUGAUGGUGGUCUCUCCAUCAGGAGCAGAACUCUGUGUUUCACUCCAGACUCCUGGAGCUUUAUUCUGAUCGUGUACGCAGUGAGCUCUGCGUCUGUGUGUGUGUGUGUGUGUGUGUGUGUUUAUAUGUCUGUACGGGCUGUUUUCUACAGAGAGCUGCUCUCGGAGCAGGUUUAUUUUCCCCACGCCGGAGAUGGAUUUUCCCAGAGCGCUCGUUCAGCUUUAUUACUGAAGCUCCAUGGCUGAGCUUUGUGCUGGACGUCCUCUGAGGACUGCUUUACUGGACUCUUGAUGAUGACAAUCUGCCCAGACACACAGCUUUAUGUCUGUCACACACUGCCAACACUUCCAUAUCGCUCACACAGCCCCAUAAUAAACGAUACUGAACUGA